AUGAAGGCACAUCAAGGCACACCAGGCAGAGUAGACAUAAAGCCCGUGCGGAAUUCAUGUGACACCUACAUACCACUUAACUACAAUAAAGCUUCUGAAAAUGAUAUUGAUGCAUUGCUAGCCGAAGGAAGGGCCGCGGUAAUUUCCAACCUUGCCGGUACCCCUAGAGGUGACGGUACUGCCCCCGUGUCUCCAUAUGAGAGUAGUGAUGGUUCCCUCCAGAUUCGUGGCGCAGCUUCAGUGCAACAGAGUUAUCGUAAGGGCAUCGAAGACAACUCUGAUAAUAAUCCAGCUUCUGCAGCCACAAUUCGGAACAUUGAACACAACAAGCCUGCUAUACCCUUGCCUGAGAAGCCUCCUGCUCCGCAGCCGCCCUGCACUCCACCGCAAGGAAGCCUACAACAGCAUUCUUCGGGAGAGAUAAAAUUCUCUCCUAUCUAUAACCAAUCAAUGCCACUGAUAUCGCCUAGUGUGAGCUCGGUACAUGGAGGGAAGGAGACUCCGCCCUCUAUUACUCUCCCCGAUGAUCUCCAGUGUCACUGUAUACCCCAACCAGAAUUUCAAAAUCUGGAUCAUCAAACUCAGCAGGAUAUUCAUGUAUGGUUACUGUUCACUGGGUAUUACGAUGAAGAAUAUCGUAUAGAAACAAUUUCACGCCGUCGUGAAAUAGUGGCCGUGCACGAAAAAUUGACAGAACUCAUGAAUGAGGAAUGGCGUAAAAGACGAGUUUUUACUAAUAUACCUAGCUCCAAGCUCUCACAUUCAUUGUUUUCCUACAUGAUCCCCGCAGGAGCUCGAAGUUCUACACCCUCUGACUCCUCGGCAAUGCGUUCUCGAACAGUUGAACCGCCGGUUGAUAGUCCUGCUGAAAGGGCUCCGACACUCUCGGACACGUGCCUCAAGGCUAAAGCUGAAAACACACCCUGUUUACAACCAACCAAUAACCCGGUCCAACCUUCACCACUCAAGCGUAGCAGCAUGUCGGCUCCAGAAAAUAGCGACUGCCAACGGAAGGUUGCACGUUCCAAUGAACAGGCUUCCACUGCGAGUGAAUUUAAGAAACAAGCCGUUUAUAAUUUCAAGGCUCAACAGGGCCAUCUGACCACCAACAAAUUCGGAAUUGUCACUCUAUCCCACAACGAGGACGCCGUAAGAGGGGUGAUAGCUACAGGGGAGAGGGUGCUCGACGAAUGGGGCGACAAGGAGCAUAGUCUUGUAAUUGAUCAUACAGCAUACAUAGCCUACUUUAAAAGUGCGGAUGGAUUCUCUGCACUUCAAUAUGGGGCAUCCUGCAUCAGGAUUGAAGUAGGUCAGGAGUUGUUGCAAAAUGAUUGA
Molecule: messenger RNA, 1335 nt
Organism: Trichophyton rubrum CBS 118892
Lineage: Eukaryota; Fungi; Ascomycota; Eurotiomycetes; Onygenales; Arthrodermataceae
Exons: 4
Coding region: 1-1335 (444 amino acids)
Source: RefSeq, a predicted model, not a curated record